Molecule: messenger RNA, 1605 nt
Organism: Actinia tenebrosa (Australian red waratah sea anemone)
Lineage: Eukaryota; Metazoa; Cnidaria; Anthozoa; Actiniaria; Actiniidae
Product: vesicular integral-membrane protein VIP36
Biological process (GO): endoplasmic reticulum to Golgi vesicle-mediated transport
Cellular component (GO): endoplasmic reticulum-Golgi intermediate compartment; endoplasmic reticulum membrane; COPII-coated ER to Golgi transport vesicle
Molecular function (GO): D-mannose binding
Source: RefSeq, a predicted model, not a curated record
UUCCGAGUUUCCAAAAUGGCGCAAUGCACGUUGAAUCAAAUCUAUCUUAUUUUUACAAGUUUUCUCCUCCUAUGUACAGAAUUAUUAGCCGAUCCUGAAGCUCAGGGAAGCUAUCUUAAAAGAGAGCACUCUUUAAUGAAACCAUAUCAAGGUGCUGGUAUGACCAUUCCAGACUGGGAUCUGGGUGGAAAUACAUUUGUCUCUAACGAUUACAUAAGAUUGACUCCUGAUCAUCAGAGUAAAAGAGGAUCACUCUGGAACAAUAUUCCUUGUUAUUUACACAACUGGGAGAUGUUGAUACACUUUUCUGUUCACGGUCAAGGCACCACAAUGUUUGGUGAUGGCUUUGCCUUUUGGUAUGCAAGAGAUAGAUUAAGAGAAGGACCAGCCUUUGGCAGUCAGAGCAAUUUUUAUGGUCUAGGAGUGUUUUUCGAUACAUAUAAUAAUCAUAAUGGAGAGCAUAGUCAUGAACAUCCUUACAUCUCAGCAAUGAUCGGUAAUGGAUCCAAUGCAUAUGAUCACGACAGAGAUGGAACUCACAACCAAGUAGAAGGAUGCUCUGCUCAGUUUAGAGGUCAAGAACAUGAAACAUUUGCCAUUGUCCGCUACCUAGGUGCAAAGGAGCGACUUACUGUAUUAACCGAUGUAGAUGGCAGAGGAGAGUGGAGGGAGUGUUUUGAUGUGAGAGGAGUCAAGCUACCCACAGGACUGUACUUUGGGGUGUCUGCAGCCACAGGAGAACUUGCAGAUAACCAUGACAUAAAAUCUAUGAAGUUGUUUGAAGUUGAAGUACCUGAAGGAGAUGAAAAGAAAGCCGGUGAUGAAGUAGACUUAACCCAGAUUGUACCCUUUGCUGAUGGAGCUGAAAAAUACAGAGACCACAUAGAUGAUCCAAAAGGAAGCUUCUCCACACGUACCAGCAAGAUUUUCACUUGGCUUUUCUGGUUUGCUGUCAUCGUUUGCAUUCUCUGUGGUGUCGGGUUUUACUUUUACCAAAAACAACAAGUUGAUGCUCGGAAAAGGUUUUACUAAAAUGUACCUAGCACACAGUACUAAUGGCAGACCGCUUCCUUCAGCACCAGGCGUUCAAGGCUUCCAGUUGCUGUAGUGAAGCGGAAUUGUGAUUCCAUGAUUUGAAUUCGAUAAAAACCUAUCAGAGCUAAACAGAGAAUUACAGAUACUAAGAGUGUCAUUUGAAGCUGAAAUCGCAAAUCGUUAGUCACCGAACAUAACCCAUGCAAAUUGUUGCUUGGAAGCUGCUAGGAUAUUCUCUUUUUGCUACUUUUUUUUGCAAUCUUAGUGUUAUCAAAGCCAAGAGUAUCCCAUCCAUGCGACAUAUGAAAGUAGCUGUUGUUUGGUUUCUGUGAUAAAUGUUGUACACAAUUUUGUCAUACUUUAUUUUUUGUGCUGUGAAAUUAUGUUUUUGCUUGGAGGACUUUGAUCAAGAUGCUUCCCAAUAAUAUGAGUAUGAGAUUCUGGUGCCAUCGUUAUCUUAAUAGGAACACCAUUAAUUGAAAGCUGAACAGUUUCUUGAAGUGCAAAAUUUUCCGUGAUUUCAGUUUACAAUGUUGUUAAUAAUGAACUGCCAAAAAAGUCUUUCUCUGA